Silurus meridionalis is the source of this 3906-nucleotide messenger RNA. It is a transcript of the gene crispld2, whose product is annotated as cysteine-rich secretory protein LCCL domain containing 2. Gene Ontology annotation, cellular component: extracellular region. The record is from RefSeq and is a predicted model, not a curated record. NCBI's taxonomy places the organism in Eukaryota, Metazoa, Chordata, Actinopteri, Siluriformes, Siluridae. Bases 386 to 1903 code for a protein of 505 amino acids. The transcript has 15 exons.
CACAGACGAUGGCAUGCGUAGCUCAGCAACUCCAUGUUUUUUUUUCCCCCGUCCGCAGUUUUUUCUUUUUUUUCACUCUUUUCUCGGGGUCUGUUUCUCUAUAAAAGGUGCUGAAUGCUGAGGACAUAGUCAGUGGGAAUAAGAAAGCGCUGCAGUGUGUAGAGCUCCUCAAGCCUGCUGGAGUAAAGAGCUGAGAAGGAGGAUUUCAAACAGGACACAAGGCUCAAAUUCAAACAUCAGAGAAGAAAACCUGGAAUUCCUGUACGGAUAAACCAACUUGAUCACUCUCCAUCUAGAAUUUUGUGAGCCCUAUCUGUGCUCUACCACCACCAUCACCACCUCUACUAUCAUCAUCAUCAUCAUCUCCACCUCUAUCUCCACCGCCAUGUUCAGACUGCUGUAUCUCGUCCUGCUGCUAUCAGCCACCCAUUUGUCCUCCAGCCUCUUCCUGCCUGACUCUCCUGAGCUUCACCGACUCUUGAACCGCUUUGAGAAUGAGCUGGAGGCCAACGUCACAGCAUCAACAUCAGGCUCACGUGUACGCCGUGCCAUUCCCUGGUCAGAUCGUGAAGAGAUCCUUCUCCUGCAUAACAAACUGAGAGGUGGUGUCUAUCCAACUGCCUCUAACAUGGAAUACAUGAUAUGGGAUGAUGAACUGGAACGUUCUGCUACACACUGGGCUGAACAGUGUAUAUGGGAGCACGGACCCCAUGACCUGCUUAAGUCUAUUGGACAGAAUCUGGCAGUGCACUGGGGCAGGUACCGUUCCCCUGCCUACCAUGUCCAGGCCUGGUAUGAUGAGGUGAAGGACUACACGUACCCAUAUGCCCAUGAGUGCAACCCCUGGUGCCCUGAACGCUGCUCUGGACCAAUGUGUACUCACUACACACAGCUUGUCUGGGCCACCAGCAACCGUGUGGGUUGUGCUGUGCAUGUGUGUCCAAGCAUGAACGUGUGGGGGGAGACGUGGGAAAACGCUGUCUACCUUGUGUGCAACUACUCACCAAAGGGAAACUGGAUUGGGGAGGCGCCCUACCAGCAUGGACGUCCAUGUUCUCAGUGUCCUCCCAGCUACGGAGGAGUAUGCAAAGACAAUCUAUGCUACAAGGGAACCCCUCAACGCCCUGAGACUCCAGACAUGAAUGAGGUGGAGAAGCCUCAGGUUCCUGUGCAGGUGGAGAUUACUCAAUCCAAACCUGUUACCAGGAGUAAACCUAAACCUUCUACACCUAAAAUGUCAACAACACCUAAGAGCAAUCGCUUCCUGACUCAAAACAUCAAGUGUGAGACAAAGAUGAGGGAUAAGUGCAAAGGCGCAACCUGUAACAGGUUCAACUGCCCUGUUAACUGUUUAUACAGCAAUGCUAAAGUCUGGGGCACAAUGUACUAUGAUGUGCAAUCCAGUAUUUGCCGUGCUGCGAUACAUUACGGGGUUAUUGAUAAUAACGGAGGCCUGGUUGAGGUCACAAGGAAAGACAACGUCCCGUUUUUUGUUAAAGCCACAAAGAAUGGCAUUGAGUCUUUCAGCAAAUAUAAAAUUGCCAAUGCAUUUGUGGUAGCACAAGUGGAAGUAAAGUCAGUUGACUGCUACACCAGGGUGGCUGAUAUUUGCCCCAUCAGCAGCCACCAUUCCACCUGCCCAAGGGUUCAAUGCCCAGCCAGCUGUAAGACUCAACCUUCAUACUGGGCUCCAGUGAUUGGCAGUGGUGUCUAUGCUGACAGCUCUAGUAUCUGCCGUGCCGCUCUCCAUGCUGGUGUGAUCAAAGCUUCAGGAGGAUAUGUGGAUAUCUUGGCUAUGGAGAAGAAGAACAGCUACACAGGCAGCCUGAAGAAUGGCGUCCAGUCUGAAAGUAAAUCCCAGGCACAGGGCAGGGCAUUCCGUGUCUUCACCGUACGAGAGUGAUGUGAUGAUAGACAAAGGGUCUUUCAUACUUUUCAAAGAGGACAAACAGUCUUCUCAUCAGGACAAAAACAUUUGUCUACCAACUUUUUCUGGAAUUCUCUCUCAGUGUGAGAGUGAGGGGACUCACAUCACCUCCAUCGUCAUCUUCCAUUCAGAUCAUUCCCCAUAUCUUCUUAAUCUUUUUUAAAUGUUUUUUACACGCAUGUGGCUGAAAAGACGGUUUGCCAGCAGUGCUGGUUUUUUAAUAUAUAGUCAGUAAUUUUAUGAUAUUUUACAAAAAGAAUUUAAAUAUAUUGAUCACACUGUAUUUAAUCAACAUUUUUUUUGUACUUUCGUUGUGAUUUUAUUUUUGCUGCACUUUUCCACUCCUUGCUUGCAUUCUGGGUUUUUUUUCAUGACUCCGCUCAAUUUAUAUAGUGCAGGGUGGCAGGCGAGCAGGCAGCGGGGCUCAGCAUCUGGGGGAAAAGCACAUCACCGUUAGCUUUGUUCUUAUGGCCAGAGGAACCUUCGUGAACUGUGGGGAAGACAGAUUCUCUAUGUAAGAACUGGAAAGGAAGAAGGCAAAAAGGCAACACUCCAAAAAAAAGAGACCUUUCCUCUAGGCUUGUCUUAAAGCUUUCCAGAAUCAAUAACAUUUAAAAAGUUUCACCCAAGGUACAAAAACAAUGAAGAAGCCUUCGAGAAGUCAGUGGAGAAAAGUAAACACAAGCUCAUGUGAGCCGGAUAUCUGGCUUGGUAGCAUCCCAGCUAACAUUGAACUGUCCAUUCUGAUUGGUCGUAAGGUGUUGAUUUAUUUUCUAUUACAGCAGCUUUGACAGUAAUUACAGGUUUUGAUUAAUAUUAAUGUGCUUGCAAUAUUAUACUGUCUUAUCAUAUUACACCAGCUGUAAUGUUCAAUAUUUUAUUACAACCACAUGCCCCGAAGUAUCUGAUAUCAUAUAUAACAUCAAAUAAUGUAUCAUUAAAAUCAAAUCCUAAAAUGAAUCAACAAUAAAUUUCUGAUUACCUUACUACAAUUAAAAUACUUGUUGCAUUACCUUUGUUGAAAUGUUUGUAAAACAAUGUUUUAGAAAUCCUUCAAUAAACACUAUUUACACCUCAACUUUAAAUAACCAUAAAUAUUAUUCUUAGUCAAAAUGCUUUUAUUGAAAGCUUUAAAGUUUCUUUUGCAUCUGCCUGUGUAAAAAAACAUCUCUUUGGCCAAUAUGUCCAAAACACAGCGAAUGCCAUGAUUUGCUUAAGCUGUUGAAUAGCAAUGCACCUUAGAAAAUCAGAAAAAAAACCCCAAUCAUGUCAGUUUUUAAUCAAAUUCCUGCUUUCACAAUGCCCCCAAAAUUAUGUUUUUCCUACAUGAUAUUUAAAGAAAUGUAUUGAAAUACUUGGAAUUCAAAAGCAUACUGACUGCGAAACUGAUACUAAUAUAACAGAGCUUUUAGCUGGAUUUUGUUGCAAUCCAAAUUUAAGAUUUAAAAGUAGUUUAAAAGUAGAUACUUUUGUUCUCUAUGUUUCUUAUUUUGUUCUCUGUCUUCAUGUGCUACCUCAGUCCUUUGCUACAGCCCAAGUCUUAUGUGGGGUUUUUAAGUAUUUUGGGGGAAACUAUUUGUACAGAUUUUUAAACUGUGUAAAUAUUUUUUUUUUUUGAUUUAUGACUGUUUUUUUAAAAAUAGUUGUGGAUGCGAAGGUAUGUUUUCUAUGAAAGUAUGUUUUUAUGCUUUUGUAUCUUUUUUAUUAUUACUUUCUGUUUUGUUUUUUUUUUUUUUCAUUUUAAUGUUAAAAAACAUAAGUGGCAAAUUUAGAUUUCUUUGCAUAUAAUCUUUUGAUUUUUAAUGAAAAAGCUGCAUCAGAACCUUGUACAUUCAUUAAUGAAGCAACUCCAUGGGUUGUGUUGGAGUUGGAUUUGGGUGCUUAACUCCAGAUUAUUUUUUUUCACUUGGCAUCACUUGCCGCAAAUAGUGAAAGCUAUUUUUGCACAAAAUAAUAAAAAAAAAUACAAUAAAGUUUAA